AUGUCCGCCCAAGACUACUACUCCAGCGCCUCCGGAGGCAGCAGCGGCGGCGGAUAUCCUCCCCAGCAGCAAUACGGCCAGCAGCAGCCCCAAUACGGCGGAUAUCCCCAGCAGCAAGGCUACGCCCAACAGCAGCACCAAUACACCCAACCGCAGCAAUACGCCCAAUACCCCCCUCACCCACAACAACAACAACAGCCCCAAUACCACGACGACCGCAGCACAUCCCCCUACGCCCAGCCGCAAUACAGCCAGCCCACAUCCCCAUACCCCCCUCAGCACCAACAGUACUCCCCUCCUCCUCCUCAGCAGUACCAGCAGCAGCAGCAAUACGGCCAAACGCAGCCCGGCUAUCCCGACCACCAGUAUAAUACCGCCGGCGGAAACGUGGCCCCCGGAGCCGAAGAAAUUGGCCCGGACGGCGAGCGCGGCCUCGGCGCCACCCUGAUUGGCGGCGGCGCGGCGGCCUUUGCGGCGAAGAAGGCCGGCGGAGGAUUGCUGGGCAGCUUGGGCGCUGCGGCGGCGGGAGCGAUUGGGGCGAAUCUCAUUGAGAAUGUUUACAAGAAGCACAAGGAGGAAAAGGAGAUGGAAAAGAUGUACAGCAACGGCGGCGGACACCACGGCCAUCAUCAGCACCACGGGCAUCAUCACCAUCAUAACUAG
Molecule: messenger RNA, 663 nt
Organism: Trichoderma citrinoviride
Lineage: Eukaryota; Fungi; Ascomycota; Sordariomycetes; Hypocreales; Hypocreaceae
Exons: 3
Coding region: 1-663 (220 amino acids)
Source: RefSeq, a predicted model, not a curated record